GGCCCGCGGGGAUGCGGAGCGGCGGGCGCCGGAGGCCGCGGCCCGGCUAGGCCCGCGCUCGCCCGGACGCGGCGCCCGAGGCUGUGGGUGCUGGCUGGGCUCCGGGAGACCCUACUGCGAGAGGAGCGUGAGUGACGCCUGGGCCGCCUCGGCCCGCAGCAGCGCACAGCAUGACCGACGUGGCCAUCGUGAAAGAGGGCUGGCUGCACAAAAGAGCUGCAGGUCCCCGUGCACUGAGCAGACAGGAGGUGACGGCUGGAAAACCGUGCUCAUGCCUGGCAGCGGGGGGCCCUCACCACGUUUCCUUGUCUCACCCAGCCAUUCCAGAAGGUCCUACCUCCCUGCCACUCUCCGAGAAGCUGCCCCAAGCUGCCCUGUCACGUCUUCCUCCUCUGGCUCCUGGCUGUGGCCUCCGGUUUUGUCCUCAGGCUGUGUGCUCUGAGCUAAGUCUGCAGGCCCGAGUCUGGGCAGCUGUUCUGAGGUCCUCCCUGAGGCUGCCAUCCCCGCCCACUUUCCCUACGCCUGAUGGGCUGGCAGUGCCUAGGCUAUUGCCCAGCUCGUGGAGAGCUGCUCUGGCAGAGCCGCUGCUGUGUCCCCAGCCCAUGGACAGGCCGGCCGCACCAGGGGAGUACAUCAAAACCUGGCGGCCCCGGUACUUUCUGCUCAAGAAUGACGGCACCUUCAUUGGCUACAAGGAGCGGCCGCAGGACGUGGAGCAGCGCGAGUCACCCCUCAACAACUUCUCGGUGGCGCAAUGCCAGCUGAUGAAGACCGAGCGGCCCCGGCCCAACACCUUCAUCAUCCGCUGCCUGCAGUGGACCACGGUCAUCGAGCGCACCUUCCACGUGGAGACGCCCGAGGAACGGGAGGAGUGGACGACCGCCAUCCAGACGGUGGCCGACGGGCUCAAGAGGCAGGAAGAGGAGAUGAUGGACUUCCGAUCAGGCUCGCCCAGUGACAACUCAGGGGCCGAGGAAAUGGAGGUGUCCCUGGCCAAGCCCAAGCACCGUGUGACCAUGAACGAGUUUGAGUACCUGAAGCUGCUGGGCAAAGGCACGUUUGGGAAGGUCAUCCUGGUGAAGGAGAAGGCCACAGGCCGCUACUACGCCAUGAAGAUCCUAAAGAAGGAGGUCAUCGUGGCCAAGGAUGAGGUGGCACACACACUUACAGAGAACCGCGUCCUCCAGAACUCCCGGCACCCCUUCCUGACGGCCCUGAAAUACUCCUUCCAGACCCACGACCGCCUGUGCUUCGUCAUGGAGUACGCCAACGGUGGCGAGCUCUUCUUCCACUUGUCGCGGGAGCGGGUGUUCCCUGAGGACCGGGCACGCUUCUAUGGGGCAGAGAUCGUCUCGGCCCUGGACUACUUGCACUCGGAGAAGAAUGUGGUUUACCGUGACCUCAAGCUGGAGAACCUCAUGCUGGACAAGGACGGACACAUCAAGAUCACCGACUUUGGGCUCUGCAAGGAGGGCAUCAAGGAUGGUGCCACCAUGAAGACCUUCUGCGGGACACCCGAGUACCUAGCCCCUGAGGUGUUGGAGGACAACGACUACGGCCGCGCUGUGGACUGGUGGGGACUGGGCGUGGUCAUGUACGAGAUGCUGUGCGGCCGGCUGCCCUUUUACAACCAGGACCACGAGAAGCUGUUCGAGCUCAUCCUCAUGGAGGAGAUUCGCUUCCCGCGCUCGCUCAGCCCUGACGCCAAGGCCCUGCUCUCAGGGCUGCUCAAGAAGGACCCCAAGCAGCGGCUUGGAGGGGGCCCCGAGGACGCCAAGGAGAUCAUGCAGCACCGCUUCUUUGCCAGCAUCGUGUGGCAGGAUGUGUACGAGAAGAAGCUCUGUCCACCCUUCAAGCCCCAGGUCACGUCGGAGACGGACACCAGGUAUUUUGACGAGGAGUUCACGGCCCAGAUGAUCACCAUCACGCCACCCGACCAAGACGACAACAUGGAGUGCGUGGACAGCGAGCGGAGGCCCCACUUCCCCCAGUUCUCCUACUCGGCCAGCGGCACGGCCUGAGGGCCAGCCCCGCCGUGCUGGUGGGCGCAAUGUGGACUGCCACACUCCUCGUGGACCGGGAGGAAGCCUGCAUGGACCAUCUGUAUUUAACGUUUUCCUCACUGGCUGCCUUUGGAGGAACCACGCCCUCCUCAGCACGGCUGGGGACAUCUGGGGACAUCUCAUGCCACUGGCAGGGCUGUGCAUCUUCGAGGCGGUGGCUUCCCGGCCGUCCGGCAAUUGGGAGGAAGGUUGUCCUGCGGUUUUUCUUAAUUUAUUUCAUCCAGUUCUCCAGACAAGGCCUCGGCCUUCAGAACGAUGAGAUUCACGGAGGAGACGUUGAGGACUCCUGCAGCCACGUGCAAUUGGGGGUCCGGGUGGGCCCCGCCCUGGGCCCCUCAAUCCCUCCACCAGCUGUCCCUGGCUGUCACCUUCUUGGCCCAGCCCGGAGGCACCAAAAGCAGCCCGGGCGAGGCCUGCUGGCCUGCUCCCUUCUCUGUCGGGUGGGGGCAUGAGGCAGCCCCGUCCCGUGGCCGAGAUGGGGCCUGCGGCAGGCGGGGCGGGGGUGCAACCCUGGAGAGGGGGCAGUUGAAAUCUUGCUGUGCAUUUGGGGGGGUUCAUCUUAGAAAAGAACGCCCCUCUUCCCCUCCCCUCCUUCCCCUCGGGAGGCCUCACCUCGAUGGCUGCCCCAGCAGCACUUGACCUUUGUACAAGCUUCACUCUCCCCAGCGCGCCAGCCCCUGCCCAGCGCUCCUGCGUCCUCCGCACACUGCGCUGCACCGUGGCGGUUUUUUUUUUACAUUCAACUUUAGUAUUUUUACUAUUAUAAUAUGAGACUUUCCCUCCAAAUUCUUCAAUAAAAAUGGCUUUCCAACUUU
Rhinolophus ferrumequinum (greater horseshoe bat) is the source of this 2878-nucleotide messenger RNA. It is a transcript of the gene AKT1, whose product is annotated as AKT serine/threonine kinase 1. Gene Ontology annotation, biological process: protein phosphorylation. The transcript has 15 exons. Lineage: Eukaryota; Metazoa; Chordata; Mammalia; Chiroptera; Rhinolophidae. Gene Ontology annotation, molecular function: protein serine/threonine kinase activity; ATP binding. The record is from RefSeq and is a predicted model, not a curated record. The coding region runs from base 171 to 2021 and encodes 616 amino acids.